Cannabis sativa is the source of this 2012-nucleotide messenger RNA. RefSeq lists its product as uncharacterized. Gene Ontology annotation, molecular function: transcription coactivator activity. Gene Ontology annotation, biological process: regulation of transcription by RNA polymerase II. The coding region runs from base 667 to 1713 and encodes 348 amino acids. The record is from RefSeq and is a predicted model, not a curated record. Gene Ontology annotation, cellular component: SAGA complex. The transcript has 2 exons. NCBI's taxonomy places the organism in Eukaryota, Viridiplantae, Streptophyta, Magnoliopsida, Rosales, Cannabaceae.
UAAUUCUAAUCUUUUAUUUUAUCUUCAAUGUCCCGUUGAUUGAAAAGUCUUCCCGAUGUAUAAGUACCCAAGUUAGAAGACAUUGACUAAUCCAAAUAAAUAUAUAAAUAAAAACAGAACAAAAGAAUUCACUCUUGUCUUCCUUUUCUUCUUUUUGGUCAUAUUUAUAUCUAAAGUGGAAAAAGAAUAGAUGAGCAAACAAACGUUCCCUUAAAAUGUCACGUUUGAAACACCAAAAGGGUCACGUGUGUUUCAAUAGAAGAAUGUUUCACAAGCAUUACUUCUUAAUCUCUGUUUGGUUUGUCUAAAUUACGGCAUAAAAACAAACAAACAGGUUGACAGGAAAAGGCUUUAAUCGCCAGAAACAUACUAUUGCCAAUUUGGGGAAAAAGGAUGUGCAAAGUGAAAAAACAAACAAACACGAAGACUCUUAUUUCGGUGUCAAUUCACACCCGUCUUCACCUUCCCUAGUUUGCAGAUGGGUUCUAAUUUAUUUUCAUUUUAAGAAACUGGGCAAGUGUUUUCUAAUGCAAUUUUGAUCGCUAUACAGAUGGGAACAUUUUGGGAAAUUAGGGUUUUGGGUUUCGGAUUGACGAUCCUGUAGAUUGUCAUCUGGGUUUUGCUGAAGAAUACAAGAUUUGAUUUUUGUGAAUAAGGGAGGCUAAGAUGUCUCUCAAUCAAAGUUAUUCUCGAAUUGACACUUUAGGGCUGAAAGCUAUGAUUGUCCAGAAGAUUGGGCUUCAGAGGGCUGAGAAAUACUUUGAUCAGCUUAGAAGAUUGUUCAGUUUUAAGAUGAGUAAAUGUGAGUUCAACAAGUUCUGUAUUCGGACUAUUGGGAGGGAAAAUCUCCCUCUUCAUAACCAGCUCAUUCGAUCAAUUGUGAAGAACGCAUGCUUGUCUAAAAUUCCACCAACAAAAGGUAUAAGGAAAGUGGGGAGCACCCUUAAUGUUAAAAUUGCAAAUGGAAGUCAGAAGAAUAAUCUUCAAUCUCUCUAUGGGGAUGCCUUUACUCCUUCUCCUCGCAAGGGUAGGUCUCCAGUCAGUCGAGACCGUAAGUUUCGAGAUCGGCCUAGUCCUUUGGGCCCUUAUGGAAAACCUCAAAGCAUUACAUGUGAGGAGUUGAUUUCCAAGGCACAAGAGCAGCAGAGUGCUACUGAAUUGCUUUCUCUUGGUAGCAGACCUCCAGUUGAAGUUGUAUCUGUAGAAGAUGGGGAAGAAGUUGAACAGGAUGCAGGAAGCUCUGGUGUACAGAGUAGAAGCCCAGUUACAGCUCCUUUUGGUGUAUCAAUGAAUCUGGGUGGAGCUCGUAAAACUUUGUCUAACUUAUCUUACUGGCCAGAGACCUGUCAAAACAGUGGUGAGCUACCUGAUACAAAAUCGCUAAGAAGUCGUGUGAAACAGAAGUUGGAGAUGGAAGGACUCAGUAUGUCUGUGGACUGUGCCAACCUGUUGAAUAAUGGGCUCGAUGCAUAUUUGAAAAGAUUGAUUGAGCCAAGUAUACGUUUUGCUGCGUCAAGGCGUGAAAAUGGUCGUAUGGAACAGCUAAAUAGUCGGCAUAUAGCUGGUGCUAAUGGAACAGUAGUCCCAGGAAGACAGCAAAGUCAACUGUCCUUAUUAGAUUUCCAUGCAGCAAUGGAGUUAAAUCCCAAAUUAAUUGGACAAGAUUGGGCCUUACAGCUUGAGAAGAUUAGCUUGCGUGCUUCCGAAGAGUGAACAAAAGUUACAAAACUUGCAUCUUGGCCAGAAAGUCAGCGGUUGUGCAGACCAGAAGACAUGAUGAUUCAGUAAUUUGAAUCAAUUCUUUAACCUCACAUGAGUUUUGGUCUCUACAUGUUAGAAUGUCACAUUUAUUACAAUAGGAAAUAAGUAGUGGGUUCUGUGGGAAAGUUUUGAGUAAGUUCAUUAGGUUGCAUCUAGAUAUAGAAUUGAUAUUUGUUAUGGAGGGGGCAUGUUUAUACAACCAUUUGUAACUCCUUGAUACAUUUAAUGAUCUUACUUUUUGAAGAGUUUAA